UGAACAUGAAGCGGCGGAUCGACCUGCGCUGGCUCGGGCGCACCAGCAGGCUCGUGUGGUACGAUGGCACCUCCGAUCGCAUGGUCGAGGCCAGCGCCAAGACGGUCUUGGGUCUACCUGCCGAGACGCGAAUCCUCCUGCGCGACGGCGACGGCGACCACGUGCCGGUCGCUGGCUGCCUCCCGCCCGGCACCUACGACGUGAUCGUGUUUGACGGCGCACCGCCGCUGCCCACCGACGAACCGCUGCCUGUAAACACGAUCGCCCUUCCGGACGACGCGGUUGCGGUGGCGCCGCCCAUGCUGCCGCUCUACCGCACCGUUUUGGGCCACAAGCGUCAGCGCACAGCUUCGGUCUCGACGAUCAUCGGCCACUUUAUCGAGGUCUUCACGGUGCCAAUCGCCGCCAAUGACGUGGUCAACUUCGUGCCCAACCAUGGACCGUUUGCCCUUCAUAGCCUGUACGCGGCGCUCGUGGCGUCCGAGUACGACCCGCCGGACGCGACGUCGUUUUACAAAAUCGCGUCGUCGGCCGUCGUCCUCGAUCGACAGCGUGCGAUCCGGUACUAUGCGAUCCCGCCCUCGGACGUGGUGCAGCUGCCACCGGCUGGAAAAGGACCGAUCUUGCGCGCGUACUUAAAGACGUCACGCCUGCACGCGCUGCCAGCCGAGACCAGACGGCGUCUACUCGGGCUCGCCGAGGUGCUCAAACAGUCGCCCGACGAUCUUCUCGCGGCAUACCACCGCUUUCUCAUGCAGUUUACGCCCAUUUCCAAGGCGCAAUUCACCAAACACCAGCAACGCACGUCAUGACAAUGCAGCGUGCCAACGGUGCGGAAGAAGAGCCAAGUAGUUUUCCAUCACUUAUCCGGAUGUCGUCCCUCAAAAAAAGCGAAGUUCAUGGCGUCGCUCACUGGCAAGUAGAGACCGUUGGGUCGAGAGAGCCACGCCAACGAG
Saprolegnia diclina VS20 is the source of this 956-nucleotide messenger RNA. RefSeq lists its product as hypothetical. The record is from RefSeq and is a predicted model, not a curated record. Bases 6 to 812 code for a protein of 268 amino acids. The transcript is spliced from 4 exons. Lineage: Eukaryota; Oomycota; Saprolegniomycetes; Saprolegniales; Saprolegniaceae.